This is a messenger RNA of Cydia pomonella (codling moth), 2283 nucleotides long. RefSeq names its product tektin-4-like. The transcript has a single exon. The record is from RefSeq and is a predicted model, not a curated record. Bases 911 to 2152 code for a protein of 413 amino acids. Lineage: Eukaryota; Metazoa; Arthropoda; Insecta; Lepidoptera; Tortricidae. Gene Ontology annotation, cellular component: nucleus; microtubule cytoskeleton. Gene Ontology annotation, biological process: cilium movement involved in cell motility; cilium assembly.
CCCGCUGGACCAGACGGACAGUGGCCGGCAACACGAAAUUAGCGACCAUAUUCUGCGUCGAAAGAAAAACGCAUGAAAACUCGAAAACACGCGUUUUCCCAAACAUAAGACUAAUCUAGAUCGAUUGUAUACCCCCAAAAACCCCCAUAUACCAAAUUUCAGCGAAAUCGUUAGAGCCGUUUCCGAGAUCACAGAAAUAUAUAUACAAGAAUUGCUCGUUUAAAGGUAUAAGAUACUACAAUGAAGAGAUUGAAAGUCCAAUAUUUAUUGUUGCAAAUAGUUAUGUAUUCAGUAUUCAGUUAUAGUAUGUAUGCCUUGAGGUAAAAAAAAAAUUGAAAAGUGAUACUAGGUUGAAAAUUCUCAGUUUCCAUUUGCUCCUCGGACUUUUUCCAAAUACCCCAUACGGUUUCGGUUAAAUAGGAACGGCAUGUUUUUGAUUUCGUCCAAAUUUAGUAUGAUAAUAUUUAUUUAAAAUUAUUAUUUUCUAAUAUUCGCUAGACAUAUAACUAAACUAACGGUUAGCGUAAAAAAAUAUUCGGUUUGUGGCAUUAUUAUAUCUUUUCAGUAUUAGAAGUUAAAGUGUUUCCAAUUCCCUCACUUUCCCCUAUAUCGGGUUCGAAUCAAAAUUCAAUUUAAACAUAAACUGCUAGGUUAUUUUUUGACUGGAAAAUGACCCCUAGAAGAGUACAAGUAGGUUAUGCCAUGCCUUUGUAUCCUGUGACUCGAGCCGUGUUAUUGAUUUAACAGAACAACAUAACUUCCUUGACGACAAAUGGUUUGAUCACUAAAUAAGUACGUGUCUAUCUGCUAAACAGCCUGCAAAAGGCAGCGCAAUUUUAUAUCCGCUUCCAUCCGGGUAAGAGACCUUUUUUUUAUAUUAAAUAACAAGGCUAAAUUUGUUUUGAUAAACAUGACCUCAGCUGAAAAAGGAGACUACCUGUCAUUCGGAAAUAAAAAUUACGGUCUAAAGACUGUAAGAGAAUGGCAUGAACAUAACUUGGACGUCCUGAAAGGAGAUAUUAUCGGUACAACAGACAAGAACACGUCAAUAACGAAAAACUGCAUUGUUAAAGUGAACCAGACGUCCUGCCACGACUACAGCAACAGCACAAGUCAAUUGAGGCAUAGAGCGAGACACAUUAAUUACUGGAAGGCAGAGUUAGAAAGAGCAAUACGAGACAUCGAUGCGGAAAUAAUAGUCCUGGAAACACAAAGACAGCAACUCAAAAAUGCUAUGGAUACUUUGAAAAUACCCAAGUACAUUACUGAAGAGUGUCUUGAUGUCAGAGCGAACAGAAUGCAGUCAGACUUGGUUUACGACGAGCCCCAAGAAGCUUUAUUCACAGAGUCUGCUCUAAUAGAAAAUGUUAAAAGAUUGCACAGAGAAAUGCUUAGGGAUAUAGAGAAUCAGAUGGCGAUGAAUAUAGCAGCGAAGCAUGCGUUGGAAAGAGAUAGGAGUAAUAAAUAUUUGGCAUUUAAAUAUGAAAGUGAAAAUGCAGAGUUGGAAACUAAGGCUGUCAAUAUAAAGGAUUCAGCAGGAGCUACCAGAUUAUCUGAAGGCCAGUCCAAUGUGCAGUCUUGGGAAUAUAAUACUGUAUCGACUUUGGACCAGUUUAAGAUAGCGAUGGAGAAAUCACAAGCUUUAAGAGCUAAAGUCGAAGCGGCAUUGAUAAAUACGGCCAGGGAUUUGCGUUCACAAGAUAUCAAAGUAAACGAUGAAUUAUCUAAAACAAUCGCGAAAACUGAACAAGUAAAAAUCGAGUUGGAGAAUCAGUUGCGCUUAACGUUGCAGAAAAUAGUUGAAACUGAAAAUAUUUUGGAGACAUUGCACGAGGAAAUUAUGAAAGUGUCCCAGCGGAUCCAGGUGGCUCAAACCAGACUUCAUACUAAGAACUACAGACCCAACAUUGAGAAUUGUAGGGAAGGGUCCUUAGUUGGUCUUAUAGAAGAGGUAAAAGAUUUGAACGACAGCAUGACCCUUUUGCAAAAACGUUCAUUAGAGACUGAGAAGUUGAGGGCCGAAUUGAUUCACGAACGAGGAAGGCUAGAGAACGAGAUUAUCGUUAAGAAGAAAUCUCUUUUCUGCGAUAAUGAUAGGUGUUUUUUCCUUCGCUCGCACUAUCAGUCUGCAGAGAAGAUGUGUGGCCUUUAGGAGCAUUAUCAUUACAGCGAAUAUGAACAAUUGUUUGCAGUUGUAGUAGUGCUAUAGUGUCUACAUAUUUAUUAUUAGCAAAUUUACUUUAUCUACUUCUACACUGCAUCAGGUAUAUUUUAUGCAUUAAA